Alnus glutinosa is the source of this 2739-nucleotide messenger RNA. RefSeq names its product CSC1-like protein At4g35870. The transcript has a single exon. The record is from RefSeq and is a predicted model, not a curated record. Gene Ontology annotation, molecular function: calcium-activated cation channel activity. Gene Ontology annotation, cellular component: plasma membrane. The coding region runs from base 243 to 2624 and encodes 793 amino acids. Lineage: Eukaryota; Viridiplantae; Streptophyta; Magnoliopsida; Fagales; Betulaceae.
AGAAAAAGAAUAACAACGUUUUCCUCUUUGCAGACUUCCACGAAACUCACCCCCUUCCCUUACGCUACGGUCUACACCUCCUUCAAUCUCUUCCUCCCUCCCUAAACCCUAACCCUAACCCUAAUUCCAUCUUCAUGGAGGAAAAACCCACUCAAUUUGACCCCACGUCCCUUAAUCCCCACCAAAAGACCCUCAAAAUUUCGUUACCCAAGAAGCACUAGAAUUUCCCCCAAAUACCCAAAAUGGACCCAGCUCUUUCCCCCUCCUCCGAAGGCGGUGGCGAUGGCGAUGGCGAUACGGCGUGGUACGGAAACAUCCAGUACCUGCUCAACAUCUCGGCAAUCGGCGCGUGCUGCUGCGUCUUCAUCUUUCUCUUCGUGAAGCUCCGCAGCGACCACCGCCGGAUUCCGGGGCCCACCGCUCUCGCCGCCAAGCUCCUCGCGGUCUGGCACGCCACGCGCCGUGAGAUCGCGUCCCACUGCGGCGCCGACGCCGCUCAGUUCCUCUUGAUCGAAGGCGGAAGCUGCGCUUUGCUCCUCUCCGUCGCCGCUCUAUCACUCCUCGUGAUGCUGCCUCUCAAUAUCUACGCAGGUACGGCUCCUCUAAACGACCAGUUCUCCAAAACGACCAUCACUCACAUUGCAAAAGGUUCGCUUUUACUCUGGGUACAUUUUGUUUUCGUUGUCGUUGUUGUCGUUUUGGUACAUUUCAGUAUGCUUGGGAUUGAAGAACGGUUAAGGAUCACUAGGUUUAGGGACGGAAAUGGAAAUUUGAGUGACCCAAAUGCGAAUUCGACUGCGAUUUUCACUAUAAUGGUGCAGGGAUUACCCAAAGCUCUAGGGGACGAUAGAACUGUGUUGCAAGAGUAUUUUCAGUAUAGGUAUCCCGGGAAGGUUUAUAGGGUCAUCGUGCCAAUGGAUUUGUGUGCAUUGGAUGAUUUAGCUGAGGAAUUGGUUAGGGUUAGGGAUGAGAUUUCUAGGCUGAUUGCGCGAAUAGACUCUCGGGUUUUUCUUGAUGAGAGCGAGGAUGUUGGAAAUGGAUUCAGUUUGAUGGUGGGAAAAGGGAAGGUCUUGUGGGAUGGGAUAAUGGAAAGGCUGGGUUUUACAGACGAAGAGAGGUUGAGAAGGUUGCAGGAGUUGAGAGCUGAAUUGGAGACCGAACUGGCGGCUUAUAAAGAAGGCCGUGCACCGGGUGCUGGAGUGGCCUUUGUGAUGUUUAAGGACGUUUACACGGCGAAUAAGGCUGUUCAGGAUUUUCGGAACGAGAAGAAGAGGCGGUUUGGGAAGUUCUUUUCCCUCGUGGAGUUGCGUCUUGAGAGGAACCAAUGGAAGGUUGAGCGGGCUCCCUUGGCAUCCGAUAUUUACUGGAAUCAUUUGGGAUCAACGAAGCUUCAAUUAAGGUUGCGGAGAGUGGUUGUGAACACCUGCUUAUUGCUGAUUCUUUUGUUCUUCAGUUCUCCUCUUGCUGUGAUCAGUGCUGUGCAGAGUGCAGGACGGAUUAUUAAUGCGGAAGCUAUGGAUAAUGCACAAGUGUGGUUGGCUUGGGUGCAAAGCUCAAGCUGGCUUGCAAGCCUUAUCUUUCAGUUCCUGCCAAAUGUUAUUAUAUUUGUGAGUAUGUAUAUAGUGAUCCCGUCAGCUCUUUCUUAUCUCUCCAAGUUUGAACGGCAUCUGACAGUGUCAGGAGAGCAAAGAGCUGCACUUUUGAAGAUGGUUUGCUUCUUCCUGGUAAACCUCAUUCUCCUGAGGGCUUUAGUUGAAUCAUCCUUAGAGAGUGCAAUCCUGAAGAUGGGUCGGUGCUAUUUGGAUGGAGAAGAUUGUAAGAGGAUUGAGCAAUACAUGAGUCCAUCAUUCUUGUCGAGAUCAUGCCUUUCGUCUCUUGCGUUUCUGAUCACAUGCAGUUUCUUGGGCAUAUCUUACGAUCUGUUGGCUCCAAUCCCUUGGAUCAAAAGAAAUAUUCAAAAGUUCAGGAAGAAUGAUAUGCUCCAGCUGGUCCCAGAACAAAGUGAAGAGUACCCAUUAGAACAUCAAGAAAUAGAUGGUCUUAGGAGACCACUGAUGCCUGACAUUAUGUAUGACAGUCCCAGAUUCCAUAGAAGUGAUCUACCGGUGCAAGAUCUUUCUGUAUAUCCAAUCAACAGAACGUCAACUGCUCCCAAGCAGACAUUUGAUUUUGCACAGUAUUAUGCUUUCAAUUUGACAAUAUUUGCCCUGACCAUGAUAUAUUCUUCAUUUGCUCCACUCGUGGUCCCUGUUGGUGCUGUUUAUUUUGGCUAUAGGUAUGUGGUUGACAAGUACAACUUUCUGUUUGUAUAUAGAGUCCGGGGUUUUCCUGCUGGCAAUGACGGGAGGUUAAUGGAUACUGUCUUGUGCAUCAUGCGAUUCUGUGUGGAUCUCUUCCUGCUUUCGAUGCUCUUGUUCUUUUCAGUCCAAGGAGACUCCACGAAAUUGCAAGCUAUAUUCACACUUGGUUUGCUAGUAAUGUAUAAACUGAUGCCUUCUAAUAAUGAUGGUUUUCAUCCAGCUCUUUUGGAAGGCAUACAAACUGUUGACAACAUUGUAGAUGGGCCAAUUGAUUAUGAGGUCUUAUCACAGCCUAAAUUUGACUGGGAUACAUAUCAUACAUGAGUGAGGCUGUAUUACAUUAUACUCAGUUUAUUUGUGCAGAUCCGUCUCUGUUGGCCCUAAUGUAAAAAAUAAAAAGGAAAAAAAAAAAAAAAAAAAAUUCUUUCUCAGGUGUUCA